UCUGGAUAUAACCGCUGGAUUUAAUGGAAGCUUGGAAGGCCAACAAUUGAGUCCCCCGACCUCACCGGUCAGCUCAGGCUCAGCAGCCGCCCGAUUCGCGCCGCCCUCCCGACUUCCGUCGCCGUUCGCCGCCGCAGAGCGCAUACACCGCGGCGCGCCCCGAGUGGAUGUGGUGGGAGGAGGUGAGGAGGAGGGAACGCGGGGAGCUGCGCGCCCGGCGCUUCGAGGCCCUCGCCCGCUCGCGCCGCGCCGCCUCGCUCGCGCUCUCCAACCGCAAGGAAAUCACGACCCCGCACCUCGGCGCCGUCAACUCCCUCCAGAGGGGAGGUACCUGCUCUCGGGGGCGUCGGACGGGUCGGCCGCCGUCUUCGAUUUGAAGGACGCGACGGAAUACGAGGCCGGGUUCAUAGCCAAGCACAGGAGCAUUCUGCUUGUGGACAAGCAGCAUCAGCAUGGCCACAAGUUCACCGUCUCCAAGGCCAUCUGGUAUCCUGUGGACACCGGGCUGUUCGUCACGGCCUCCUUCGAUAACUAUGUCAAAGUGUGGGAUACCAAUUCGACUCAAAUGGUCAUGGAUUUUAAGAUGCCCGGAAAAGUGUACAGUGCUGCAAUGUCUCCGAUUGCAACAACGCAUAUGCUCAUCGCUACCGGAAGCGCAGACGUUCAGGUCCGUUUGUGUGAUAUUGCUUCCGGGGCCUUUACUCACACGUUGUCCGGUCAUCUUGAUGGUAUCAUGUCUUUGGAGUGGUCUACCUCAAGCGAGUGGAUCCUAAUGAGUGGUGGCUGCGACGGGGCGAUACGUUUUUGGGACAUAAGACGAGCUGGAUGCUUCCUUGUCCUUGAUCAGUUACGGUCUCAGCUAGGAAGACGGCCUCCCAUUCUUGAUGGCACCACCGACAACCAGCAUCAGAAGAACUUAGGACGUUCAUCUUCAUCAAAGAGUUACUCGGUUCAGCAGAGGACAGGCAAUCAUAAGAAGCAGUCCAAAGCACUACGCAAAAGUCUAACCAUGGUACGUGGACAUACGCAACAGAAAGUGCAUCCCGGUAUGUCAUCCAGUCAAAAUCAUAAAACAGCUCAUUAUGGUGCUGUUACAGGAUUAAGAACAACAACAGAUGGGAUGCACCUUCUUAGCUCAGGAUCUGAUUCUCGUUUAAGACUCUGGGAUAUCGAUUCAGGCUGCAAUACUUUGGUCAAUUUUGAAGCCAUGCGAUUGCAAACUAGCAAGCCACUACAACUAGCUGUCACUGAUGAUCCAUCACUUGUGUUCAUUCCAUGCAUGUCAAGCAUCAAGGCAUACAAUACAUGGUCUGGUACGACAUUUCAAACAUUCCGUGGGCAUUAUGACCAUGUAAAUUGCUGCUACUAUAACUCACAAGACCAAGAACUCUAUACUGGUAGCAAUGAUCGACAAAUUCUUGUGUGGUCUCCAUCGACUCCUGCUUUGACUGAAAUGGAAGACGAUGACAAGCGGCAAGAAGGUUUUGCAGCUGAUGAGGAUAACUGGAGUGACUGAGAACUUCUGAGUUUUUUGAGGGAGAGGACUUAUGAGUUGAUCACGUGUAUAUAUACAAGGUUACUAACAAUAUUGACACAAGUGAUGCCGAAAUAAAGUCAGGGUUCUUGUUAGGUAUUACAUGAACAAGUAAUUACUUGUGUUUGCCUACUACUCCCUCCGUCCGAAAAUACUUGUCAUCAAAAUAGAUAAAAAUGAAUGUAUCUAGAACUAAAAUAUGUCUAGAUACAUCUCCUUUUAUCCAUUUUGAUGACAAGUAUUCCGGACGGAGGGAGUACUAUGAGAGGAUGUUGUAAUUUAGGAUUUGAACUUUUUGUAGUUCAUUGAGACUUAUGUAUUCAGACAUCAUAACAAAAAGAGAGCAGUAUUAUGUACGGUUCACCCAACUGCUAUUUAUGUAUACAUUGUUCUUGCUAAGGCAUUGCA
This is a messenger RNA of Triticum aestivum (bread wheat), 1942 nucleotides long. Its product is annotated as WD repeat-containing protein ATCSA-1. Gene Ontology annotation, cellular component: nucleotide-excision repair complex; Cul4A-RING E3 ubiquitin ligase complex. Lineage: Eukaryota; Viridiplantae; Streptophyta; Magnoliopsida; Poales; Poaceae. The transcript has 9 exons. Gene Ontology annotation, biological process: transcription-coupled nucleotide-excision repair; proteasome-mediated ubiquitin-dependent protein catabolic process; protein polyubiquitination. The record is from RefSeq and is a predicted model, not a curated record. Gene Ontology annotation, molecular function: protein binding. Bases 566 to 1516 code for a protein of 316 amino acids.